Molecule: messenger RNA, 4638 nt
Organism: Trichoderma virens Gv29-8
Lineage: Eukaryota; Fungi; Ascomycota; Sordariomycetes; Hypocreales; Hypocreaceae
Exons: 2
Coding region: 1-4413 (1470 amino acids)
Molecular function (GO): protein binding
Source: RefSeq, a predicted model, not a curated record
AUGCCGACCUUUGACCAGCUCGCUGAUUCGCCCAAGAAGGGCCGGAUCAUUAAAUCGGCGUAUGACAGUGAGAGCUUCGAGGCCGACGGCUCAAUCCAUGUUGAGGGCGUCGUCGGCUCUGCCACCAUAUCGCCUUCGGGAAGGGACAUUGCCCUGGCAUCACCUGAAGGACUUGCAAUUAUUGAUUUAGACUCGCCGUACAGCCCACCACGGCGUCUUCGAGGCUCUGGCCAGCCAUGGCUGGUUGUCGACGUGCAAUGGUCUCCAUUCGCAGCUCGAGACUAUUGGGUCGUUUCAACGGCAAAUCACCGUGCGCUGGUGUGGAAUCUCAAUCUCCGGGAUGAUUCGAGCACUGGCGCAAUUGAGCACUCUCUCCAGGGCCAUACCAGGGCCAUUACCGACGUCAAUUUCUCAGCUCACCAUCCCGAUCUCCUUGCAACUUGCUCCGUAGAUGGCUAUGUGCAUUGGUGGGAUCUACGUCGGCCUCGCCAACCCGUACUUACUUUUUGUGAUUUCUUUGCCGGUGCUACUCAAGUCAAAUACAAUCGUCGCGACCCCCAUAUCCUAGCUUCAUCGCAUGAUCGUUGGCUGCGCAUUUGGGACGAGCGAAAGGUUUCGGAGCCUGUCAAAUCUAUUACCGCACAUACGUCCAAAAUCUAUGGCUUGGAUUGGAACCGAACCAAAGCGACUGGUCUUGUAACAUGCUCCUUGGACCAGAGUAUGAAGUUUUGGGAUUACAGCAAUGACGGCAACGAAUUGGAGCAUGUUAUUCGCACGGACUAUCCAGUUUGGAGAGCCCGCCAUACGCCGUUUGGCCACGGCCUUCUUGCAAUGCCUCAGAACGAACCUGGGGAUCUUUAUUUGUAUGACCGCUUGUGGUCCAAGGACGAGACUAUCGAAAAGUCACAGAAGCCAGUUGCCGUAUUUCCUGGGCAUGGAGGUCACCAAGCGAAGGAGUUCCUAUGGAGAACUCGAGGUGGAGUUUCAGAAGAUAACAUUGACGAGCGGGAAUUUCAACUUGUUUCCUGGGGAACGGAUAACGAGUUAAGACUUCAUUGCAUCGACCCUAACAUUUUCUCAGCCGUGGGAUACCAGAAAGGCGCCCCGGCUCUGGACGGCAUCAGCCUUACUCGGAAGGGUGCGACAUACAAAACGUUCCGCACAGUUGAUGAUGCAUCCACGCUUGACAAGCGGACGAGUACGAUGAAAGAUGCAAGGACUGGCACAGGCCACAAGCAAAGUGCUCUUACGGCUGCCGCACGAUCCUCUGCGCCUUUUGGUCGUCAGAUGAGACCGGCGUGGCGUGGGCCAUCAAUGAAAGUCAAGAGUGCUUCGGGCAAGAGGCUUGACCCAAGUCAAGCCCAAAUCGGGUGGAUGAAAGGCAUCAGCAUAACAAAAAGAAGAGGUUUACUGGAUGGACCAAGGCGGCUGAUGUCCAAAGACUCCGGCAUUAUGGGCCACGGCUAUCCUGAUGACCAAUGGGGUGAGCCAGACACAAUUCAAGAAGAGCUUCUGCGUGUUAGUACCCAGAUACCAAAGGUCAAAUGGGACAAUAUCGACAUGGACAACUUGACGUUGAGUGCCUCGCUCAAUGGCCCAUGGGGAAAAGAUGGAGAAGCCAUCUUCAUCAAGGUGAAGAUCGAUAUACCAAUAGAGUAUCCCAAGCUUAAAGCACCAAAGUUCAUUAUUGAGAAAAGCUCAUUCAUGCCAGAGGAAAUGCAUAAGCGGCUUGACCGAGAGCUACAUGAACUUGCUGAACAGUUUCUACGAAGAAAGCAAAAUUGUCUGGAAGUAAUAUUCACCUACCUGCUAGGUGAGGUUGAUCUCGAAUCCAGCACUACCUUCUUUAAGAACGUUCGCGAUCUAGAUGAUGAUCUUGAUGGCCUGGCCGAUGAUAGUUCGACAGAAGAGGAGGAAGACAUUCCCGCAGGUGGAUCGGCAUCCAUGUCCCAGGAGCUUCCUCCUGCCGAUGCAGAACUCGCAGUUGCAACUCCUGCCCGUCUGAUUAUCCCGCCACCUCCUUUGACCUGCGGCGCUCGGUUUUCGCAUGAUGGUCGACUUAUUUGCUUCUUCCCAACAAAAGAAGAAAAGGCACGGGUCUUAUUCCAAACAAGUGCGGAUGUAAAUAAAGAUCGCCCCAAGAUGGAACCGUACUUCGCAGGCUUUGGCCGCUUGACACAUGACCCUCCUCCACGAUACAAGUAUACUACUGAAGAAGCUUCCGCUACAGAAGAUCAAUCAGACUCUGAAGAAACCGACGAGUCAUCUUCUUCAUCAAGCGACUCUGAAUCUACAUCAAUACAUAAAAUGAGCCUGUGGUAUCAUUCAAGCCGCCAUCUUAGGAAGACUUGGAGCGAGGACCGAUCUAUUCGAUCUAGCGGCGGUGGAACAGGGACAGGAGUAGGCACCGGCACAGGUACGGGGACAAGCCGCCGACGGAUCGGCCGACCUCGAAAUGUGAUAUCUAUCCAUGAUUUACGACCAGAUUUGCCCUCCAAGAAGGAGUUUGCGCAAGAGUAUGCCAUCUUCGGCGACGGAGCAGAUGUCUGCGAGCAUAACGCAAGAGUUGCAGAGAAAUACGGCUAUACUGAACUUAUGAAUGUGUGGCAGUACUUGGCCCUGCUUUUGAAGAAGGGCAUACCCCUCGAAGUCCUGGCCAGCAAUCAGAGACGGAGCUCUAUCCUUGUAAUUGCUCGCGAUAUUGUCUCCAAGACUCGCGCAUUGGAUAAUGACCAAGCCAACACUCCAGCAGGAGACGGUGCCUUACUAGGUCGAGUGAAAUGGGGCCGGCACCCUCUGGCCAAGGACUUUAUCCAGGAGCUCUUCAACUACUUUGAAAUGAUUGCCGACAUACAAAUGUUGGCGAUGCUUUCAUGCAUCUUCAGUGAAUCAUCAGCCGAUGACAGUGUUGCCUACGUGGAGUCACAACUCCCGUCCCAGGAAACACCGCUUCCUCUCAAGGCACCAUCUUUCUCACUAGAUUACUUCCCUACAGAUGCCACUAUGUGGAAUAUCUAUGGCAGAGGUAUACCGCAUUCGAAUAUGACCACCCCGGGCACUCUUCACACGCCGCUUCCCUAUGCUGGCUCACACGCAUCAGACGAUGGGAUCAUGUGGGCUGGCGAGCCUGGCACAAAUUCUUACUCCUGCGGUGAGACGCCGCCAUCAAAAAUGAGGCCUCCAACCGCCGAUGCAGAGCCCCCUUCAACAUUGCUGUCGCGAUCUCCCUCCAACCGACCUCUCUCAAGGGUCAGCACCGGACUAAGCGCAUUCUCAACAAACUUCCCGCGGUCAUUCACGGGGGCAAGUUCGUCGUCACCGCCUGCAGGACAGCUGAGGAAGAAACCAAGUCCAGCAGAGAUGAUUUUGAAUACGCUGACUCCGCGUACGGGAUAUUCCAGCGCGGGGCAGCCGUAUCCUGUGGGAGAUUCUAGUGGAGGCAGGAAUUCCGUGUCAGACGAUGAAUAUCGCCGAGAUGACCUAAUGUCCCUCGUACCAGUGAGCGUCUCUGUAUUUGUGGAAGAUCAAACAAUAUUCGAUGACGACGGCUGGCUGAGUGAGCCUCUGCUGGAGCCGAGCCGAGCCAACAUUUACGCCAACUACCGAUAUGCAUAUGCCGAGAUGCUGCAGAUGUGGCGACAACCCCUUGCCCGGCUCGAAGUCAUGAAAUUCAACGUCUUGAAGGACGAGUCACCUUUUGGUGGAGUGGAGGGAAGCUUUCACGAUUCGUUUACCCUCCACGACGGGGCAAGUGGGAAUGCAUCUCAUCUCAAGACCGGUUCGUCACCCAUCAUCAUGGGCAAGAAGGAUCAGCUACAAAUUUUGGCUGCCUCGGGCCGUGGGUUGGACGUAACGGGUAUCUGCCGCGUUCAUGAGACCCAAUUGGACCCCUUACGAUACACCUCAUCCGACUCCAAGGUCGGAGGAGCAGUGGGAACCUGCGACAGGUGUCAUCGCGUCCAGAAUCAACUCCGCUGUGUAUACUGUCUGGAACCUGUCGACGCCCUUUUCCCGCCGUGCCUGUCGUGCGGGUGCGCGAGUCACGAAGAUUGCCUCGCAGAGUGGCAUGCUGCGGGCGAGAUGUUCUGCCCGGCUGGAGAUGAAUGCAACUGCGUCGAAGAAGCUGUCAGAGGCCAGGUGGAGUCGUGGGCCGCUCUUCAAGGUGCCGUGAGGAAAUCACAGUCUAAGACGUUCCUGCUGCCAGGCUCGGCUAUGGAUGACAGCGACGGAGAGAGCGAAAAGCAUCGCAAAGGCGGCGCCAACGGAGACUGGGAACGUGUAGGUAGGAAUGUACCAAGCAGGGCACAAGGUGCAACGGCAUCGCCUGGAUUGAGUCUUGUACGCUUUAAAACACCUACAGGACCUUGGUCAAGGGCCUCGAGCCAGAGGAGAAAUGGGAAGAGGGGGAGCUGACGGUUAUAGUGCUUUGGGGCUGACGGGGCGAGGUGUAUAAUUAUAGAUGACUGCAGGUGCAGGCAGUAAUUGAGAAUGGCGUAUGGGGCCAGUCUGCUCUUGUCAUCUACCCGCAAGGACUUGGAAUGGAAAUGGUUAGGAAUAGAAGUUUUAACUACAUGUACCUGUUGAUCUGCUAAUAUCAAAAUGACUCCCUGCCAAGGAAUCGAGAAGGCAUUAACUCUG